Molecule: messenger RNA, 1200 nt
Organism: Clonostachys rhizophaga
Lineage: Eukaryota; Fungi; Ascomycota; Sordariomycetes; Hypocreales; Bionectriaceae
Source: the annotation of a GenBank genome assembly
AUGUCGUUCCCAAUCGCCUUCCAGUCUGCUGUCUUUUAUGUCAUAGCUUGCACGCCAUGCGCCAAGGUACGGCAUAGGCACAAAGUCAAGGAAAGGGCUAAGAAGGAGAGAGAGGAGAAGGAGAAAAUCCAUAUGGAGCAGCCGGACCUGUACCGCCACCCGUCGCCGUUCAAUACCAACCCAUACUGGCAUGAGGAGAUGAGCAUGGGUCCCAGUCUACCCAAGAAGUCUAGCAGCAAGAACUCAAGUCAACGAGGCCUUACAAGCUCGGGGAGGGAUAGCGAAGUUCUAAGUGUAUCCGACCGUACCAAUGGCGCUGACAGUCGGAUAAACUUUGGUGAACCAGUACAUGUUGUUACCAGCGCUGACGAUGACGACCACUGGAAUAGGCGCCACGGGUACCAAAGAGAAGACGAAGAGUUGUGGGGGCAAUGGCCAGGGCACAGGCUCAAAGAUGCCUUUUCCAAAGCCAGAAACUCGGCGGGAAAGCUCAUCGAGUCCACCAUGGGAGUGGAAAAGGAGGUCACGGACCAGGAGCGUCGCGAUUUCUACUUUGCACCCAAGAACCCUCCUGUGAAUGACUAUCACCCCCCAGUCGUGAGCAGUAAAAUACCGAACCGAAAUGCCCACCAAUGGAUGCUUCAGCCUCCUCCUUCAGCAAAGGUCAUGGAAGGCAAGAUUCCCGUGAGCCGGGCGGCCAGUAACGGCAGCCGAUCGAGUGGUUUUACUGGCGGUGGAGACGAUGUGAGGCUGAGUCGUGUUGUGCAGGAGAGGCUUGUUAAGGAGAAGCUCAUGAAGCAGACGAGCCCAACCGAAGCAGAGUUGAUUGAAUCACUAUUUGUGACACGCAGUGGCCGGUCUCAGAGUCUACGCAGGAGCCGGAGCUUGUCCCUGGAUGAUGUCGAUGAGUCGGUUGAGCGCCCAUUUGAGAGGCGCCAGAGUCAUAAGAUACGCCCAAUGACGAAUCCCUCGUCCGAACUGGAUUCUGACGACGACACAAUCCCCGCAACGAAGCCAAGGCCAUUAUCUCAUCUUGGCUACCAUGGUCAUGCCAUCCAACGCCCGAAACUUGACACAAUCAUAAGCACUGAGUCUGAUAGUAGUGCCCGCCUGCCACGAAAAACUUCGAGACGUCAAAAGCCUUCAAAGCUGAAAAUUCGCACCAGAAGUGAUUCACCCGUCAGUGACGACAGCGACUAA